GCCCUUUGCGGCCUUAGCAGGCUUUUCUCCAUCGGUCGGGCCCGGUUUUUAAGUCCGUCUUCGUUGAAAACUUUCCGGUGAAUUGAGCUGUCUAUUUCAAGCAAGGAAAAGAUGGUUGAGUUAGCCCCUCCAGUUUCUGUGUCACCUUUCAUCAGGGCCUGCCGGUGGGGUUUCCUAACCGCUGGAAUUUUUUAUGGAGCCUUUAACUACAGGCGACUGUCUCGCAAGGAAACAAAGAUUCGCGAGUAUGAAGCCCAGCAGAUGGAGAUGCUCAAGUCCAAGAAGGAAGCAGAGAAAAAGAAACUACAAAGGGAGGAAAUGAUCAGUCUGGCGAAAGACGUUGGUGUUCCAGUCCCUCCCAACUUCUGAGAAGCGUGUGGCCUAUAUUCUCGGGUUCCCAUAGUUGUGUCAUACUGAAGCAUUAAAAACUGUUUUAUUUAGA
This is a messenger RNA of Dermacentor andersoni, 442 nucleotides long. It is a transcript of the gene ATPsynE, whose product is annotated as ATP synthase, subunit E. The record is from RefSeq and is a predicted model, not a curated record. NCBI's taxonomy places the organism in Eukaryota, Metazoa, Arthropoda, Arachnida, Ixodida, Ixodidae. Gene Ontology annotation, biological process: proton motive force-driven ATP synthesis. Gene Ontology annotation, cellular component: proton-transporting ATP synthase complex. Gene Ontology annotation, molecular function: proton transmembrane transporter activity.